AUGGCCCCCAUCGCAGUAGACGCUCCGCCCGCUCAGUCUUCCACGGAGGACAUCCAGUCCCUCAAGGCCCGCCUCCAGGCCUCCAAAGCUGACAUUACCCUUCCCCCAGACAAUGCCCUCAAGCGAUACCUCAAGGCAGGCAUCGACCUCUCUAACGGCUACCCUUACUUCCCUCCCAAGCCCGAGUUUGUCCAGGAUGUCCACCAGAUCCAAGACGGCUUGCGAGAUUAUGUCGACCCCGGCACAAGGGCUGACCCCGAGAAGAAGGCUCUCUUUGGCGCUGCCAAGGAAGUCAGGAAUCUCGGUACUUGGAUCGGAACUGAAAUCGUUGGACUUCAGCUGAAGGAUCUUACCGACAAGCAGAAGGACGAGCUUGCCCUUCUUGUCGCCGAGCGAUCAGUCGUCUUCUUCCGAGACCAAGACAUCUCUCCUCAAGAACAAGCAGCCCUCGGUUUAUACCUUGGUGACGGAGAGAUUGAGCGCCACCCCCAAGCCGCCCAAGUCCCCGGCCUCGACUCUGGUGUCUCUCUUAUCUGGGAAAAAGCCUUCAAGAACUUUGCGGCUGGUAGGAGCCACCGUGUGCCGUACGGCGGAGGACAGUUCGGGUGGCAUACCGAUCUCGUUCACCUGCCAUUCCCUCCUGGAUACACUCACCUCCAUCAAGACACUGUGCCCGAAGUGGGAGGUGACACCCUCUGGGCGUCCGGCUACGCCGCCUACGACAAGCUUUCUCCAACCUUUAAGAAGCUCAUCGACGGUCUCAACGGCGUCUAUCGUUCCGCCCACAAGUAUAAGGACGCCAACGACCCCGAGGGCGACGCCAAAUACGUCACCCGCGUCCACCCUCUCGUCCGUACCCACCCCGUCACCGGAUGGAAAGCCCUCUGGGGUGCGUCCUUUCUAUCUUCUCUUCUUGAGCAUACACCUAACAUGGGCGAUAGUCAACCGAGCGAUGACAGCAGGUAUCGAAGGUCUCGACAAACCCGAGUCUGACACCAUCCUCGAUUACCUCUACGGAGUGUAUGAGAGGUCGACCGAUAUCCAAGUCAGGUGGCACUGGACUCCGGGAACGAGUGCUAUCUGGGACAACAGGGCGACGAUCCAUACGGUGUCUUAUGACUAUGAUGGUGAACGCCACGGCACUCGAGUCUCUUCUCUUGCAGAGUAAGUCUGCCUCCAAUAUGGACACUACGUGUGUGCUUACAUGGGAUACAGGAAACCAUACUACGACCCCAAGUCUACCUCCAAGGCCGAAGCUCUCCAGCUCCCUCGUUGGGUCAACACCCCCGACCUCAACGCUGGGUACUGAGCGUUCAUGUUGCCUUUGGCGGCGGCUUGUGUAAGGAACCGUAUCUUGAAAUGGAAGAGUAUUUGCCGGCUUUGUGGCGUGGAUCAAGGAAUCUUUUUGGUCUUGGUUGUAUCUGUUAUAGCCAUUUACUGGAAUACAAAGGGUGUGGACUAUGAACAACGUUGAAUCGGCGGUGCCCUGUAGUGUUGGCUGUCCUGAAGAUGAGCUCCUGAUAUGUGUGUGGGGGUGAUAA
Molecule: messenger RNA, 1541 nt
Organism: Cryptococcus amylolentus CBS 6039
Lineage: Eukaryota; Fungi; Basidiomycota; Tremellomycetes; Tremellales; Cryptococcaceae
Exons: 7
Coding region: 1-993 (330 amino acids)
Cellular component (GO): cytoplasm
Molecular function (GO): 2-oxoglutarate-dependent dioxygenase activity
Source: RefSeq, a predicted model, not a curated record